This is a messenger RNA of Microtus ochrogaster (prairie vole), 2734 nucleotides long. It is a transcript of the gene Ccdc62, whose product is annotated as coiled-coil domain containing 62. The coding region runs from base 133 to 2073 and encodes 646 amino acids. The record is from RefSeq and is a predicted model, not a curated record. The transcript is spliced from 10 exons. NCBI's taxonomy places the organism in Eukaryota, Metazoa, Chordata, Mammalia, Rodentia, Cricetidae.
UUUGUGUGCGCAUGCGAGGGCGCGGCGUCCGGGGCUGCGGGCUUGCCCGCCCCGGUGCGACCCGGCGCCAAUGGCGUUUCCGAGGUGACGCGCUGCUGGCACUGACUCUCUCUGGGGGCGGGGGCAUCGCCCAUGAACCCUUCGGCGACCUUCUUCGUCCGGCGCCAGAACAUCGGGUCAGAAGUUGAGAAUUCCACCAUUGAGAAACAGCGGAAGGAGCUGCAGCUGCUCAUUGGAGAACUGAAAGAUCGAGAUAAAGAGCUCAAUGACAUGGUUGCAGUGCACCAGAGACAACUUCUUUCAUGGGAGGAGGAUCGGCAGAAAGUGUUGACUUUGGAGGAACGUUGCAGCAAAUUAGAAGGUGAGCUGCAUAAAAGAACUGACAUAAUCAAGUCUCUCAUGAAGAAGGUCAAACUCCUUGAAUCCAAUCAAGCGGAAUGUCAGACAGCUCUUCAGAAGACUCAGCAACAGCUCCAGGAAAUGGCUCAAAAGGCUACACAUUCUGCCCUCCUCUCGGAAGACCUUGAGGCUAGAAAUGAAAAUCUCAGCAGCAUGCUAGUGGAACUUUCUGCUCAGGUAGGACAAUUGCAAGCUAGAGAGCAGGCUCUCACUACCAUGAUAAAGCUAAAGGACAAAGACAUUAUUGAGGCAGUCAAUCACAUUUCAGACUGUUCUGGUAAAUUUAAAUUGUUAGAGCAUGCUUUACGUGAUGCUAAGAUGGCAGAGACUUGUAUUGUGAAAGAAAAGCAAGAUUACAAGCAGAAAUUGAAGGCACUUAGGAUUGAAGUCAAUAAACUGAAAGAGGACCUAAAUGAGAAGACAACAGAAAACAAUGAACAACGAGAAGAGAUCAUUCGCCUCAAGCAAGAGAAAAGUUGCCUGCAUGACGAAUUAACAUUUACUGUCGAGAGAGAAAAAAGGAAAGAUGAGUUACUUGAUAUUGCAAAGUCAAAGCAAGAUCGUACAAAUUCAGAGCUGCACAACCUGAGACAGAUUUACGUAAAACAACAGAGUGACCUGCAGUUUCUUAAUUUCAAUGUAGAAAAUUCUCAGGAAUUAAUACAGAUAUAUGACUCAAAGAUGGAGAAAUCAAAGGCCCUGGAAUGCAGCAGAGACAUGUGUUUAUCAGACCUUGACAAUAACUAUCCAAAGAUCGAUAUUAAGAGAGAGAGAAAUCAGAAGUCAUUGGUUAAGGAUCAAAAGUUUGAGGUCGCGUUGGCUCAGCACAAUAGGUCAGACAAGAGCUCUUGUGAUGCAUGCAGAGAGAAGAAGCUACAGGUUAACACUGCAUUUGGGGAAAAAAGUGUAAUUGCUCUCUCGUCUCUAUUUACCAAAGACUUACUGGAGAAACAAAAAUCUUGGUCUCUGGGUGGAAAAAUCCAGACUGAACCCGAAAACAAAGUUACACUAUGCAAGAUUCAUGCAAACUCACCAAGAAGCAAUGGGAUGGAGCUUCAGGUCGAAGAGCAGCAGCUCUUGGAAACAUCCGUCUCGCUGCCUGAUGAGAAGCAGUGGCAUGACAUCAAUGUGUACCUGGGCCUUUCUAACUGCUCGGCCUCAAAGCACCUGGAAAAGCCUGAUGGGGACUGCCAUAACCUCGCAGAUACAGCCGAAAUCUCAUGCUGCAUCCAAAAUGAAGUCUGUGUGGGUGACAAGGACCUGAGUGAGUCCAAGUGCUGCCACCCUAGUAACAUCGUUGUCGAAGCCCCGGGACACAUGACUGACGUGGAGUGGAUGAGCAUUUUCAAGCCUUCCAAAGUGCAAAGAAUUGUUCGCCACAAAACUGUGUGCACUUGUUCAGGAGGUGUCAGCGGCAUGAAGUCUUCAGCAAGUGAGCCCAUUGCCAUCCAGCCUUCCCAGUGUUUGGGUUCCUCAAAGUCUGCAGAGAAAGAAGAUGAGCCAGAGCCCCCUCCAGACAAAAGAACCUCAUCCAAGAGUGUCUUCAUCAGCAAAGAUGCAGCAUCGCCCCACGAAAAGGUUUCUGUUUUACAUGAGAGCUCCCAAUGCAGUCAAGCAGAGUUUCUCUUCAGCAUGCUUUUAUUCUUCUUAUUGCUUAAUUUUAGGCAUUUUUAGGUUUUACAAUCACAGGUCUGUGUGAUUGAACCAUCUCACACACUGGACAGAUGGUUCAGCAGUUAGUAGUGCUUGCUGCUGUUGGCUAAGACCCAGGUUUGAUGGCUCACAACCAUCUAUAAAUCCAUUUUCAGGAAUCCUCUUCUGAACUUCAUGAAUAUGAGACACACAUGUGCACAUACAUACAGGCAAAAAACUCAUACACACAAAAUAAAAUGCAUCUAAAUAGUCUCAAGAAACCAAAAAAGAACUGCUGAGAUGGCCACCCCCCCUUUACAUUUAUGUAUUUGAUUGCAGGGUGGCUUUGGUUUGGGAUAAAGACAAUCACAGCCAGGCCUGAUGAAUUGAAUCAAACACCUGAAUCCACUGGGUAGAAGUAGAAAACUGACUUUGCAAAGUUUUCCUCCAACUUCAUGUCAUGGAACUUAUCAUCUACACACAAAAUAAAUAAAUGGUUUGUUUUUAAAUUAAAGGCCAUCUAGAUGACUCAGAGAGAGGGUAAAGGUGCUCACCACCAAGCCUGACAACCUGAGUUUGGUUCCUAGAACUUACAUGUUGAAAAGAAAACUGAUUUUUGGUUUUUUUUUUUUUUUGACUUGUCCUCUGAUUUUCACCCUGAAAAAAAAAAAGUAAAAUAGCAAGAUUAAACUAAAGCACAUCU